CGCCCCUCCCCCGAUUCUUCCUGACUGCCAGCGACAAACCUGAGCCGGGCGUUUGGAAACUGCUGGGAAGGUGAUUGUGCUCCAGAUGAAAAUGUUUGAGAGCCUUGACUCUUCGGCUGCAAAGUCUGGCAGGGAUCUCUGGGCUGAAAUUUGUUCUUGUCUGCCAAGUCCUGCCCAAGAAGAUGUUUCCGACAAUGCCUUCUCGGACUCCUUCAUGGACUCCCAUCCUGCAGGGGAAGGCCAUACAGCAGCCCCAGACUCUGCUGUCCAGCCAGCUGGAAAGCCGUGGGCUCCCUUGCAUGAUUCAGAAGUGUAUUUAGCAUCUCUAGAGAAGAAACUAAGAAGAAUCAAAGGUUUAAAUGAGGAAGUAACUUCCAAGGACAUGCUUCGAACUCUGGCCCAAGCUAAGAAGGAGUGCUGGGAUCGAUUCCUCCAGGAGAAGUUAGCGUCAGAGUUCUUUGUGGAUGGACUUGAUUCCGAUGAGAGCACCUUGGAACAUUUCAAAAGGUGGCUCCAGCCGGAUAAAGUCGCCAUCAGCACAGAGGAGGUCCAGUUCCUCAUCCCUCCGGAGUCGCAGGCUGAGAAGCCAGAGGCCGGGGACAAGCCAGCGGCAGCAGAACAAUAAAUUACACACACAUACGCCAAGCAGCUGUCUGGGGCCCAGGGGGAACCGCGGAGAGCUUGACAGCACGGCAGCAAGGAGAAACCCAGGGAGGGGAAAAAGCCCAGACUUCCACUCCACAAAGCAAACAGCUGCUGGCCCCGGGGACUUGCUUAGGGCUGGCAUGUGUGACUGUCCUGGAUGAAGUGACAGACCCAGUGUGUGCUGGAUCAAAACACUGCUGUCCUGCGUGUCUCACAGCUUGACUGAGCACUGCGGCUGCGGGCUGUGGGUUAGGGGUCUGUAAGGACCCAGUGAAGAGCGGAGUGUGAAACACUGAGCGCAUUCGAGCAGAGCUCGGGGACACUGGAGCCCUCAGAUAGAAUGGAUCAGUCAAGUGAGCCAUGUUUUCUCUCCCUCUUCUGGAUCUUCAUGCGUGUGUCUCAAGCAUUCCAUAGUUAAGUAGUCAGGAACAAGGGUAGCCAAGGAGAGUGAAGUCAGUGUCCUUGAGUCCAAGUCCCGCCAGACUCGCUCACAUACUCAUCGUAAAUGGACGGACUCCCAGGAACCGGCUUUUCCUUUAGAUUUGUUCCUUUUGUCAAAAAGUGGAAGAAGAAGAAGAAAAAAGAAGUGUGAAAACGUGGGUGUUUAUAUCUGCGUAGAUAUAUUUUCUAUUUCGUGGCUUCUCCCCCAGCUUCUGCUUGUAGGAACUUUACACGUUCCAAAUUAGACUUGUAAAUAUGGUUUGACACAACUCUCGAUUAAUUCCAAACUUGCUUCCCGUGGCAAGUUCCCCGACUGAGACUGAGCUUGCAUUUACUCCUUGUUUAUUGUGUUGUUCAUGUAAAGUUUGAGUUGUCUAUAUAAAACUUUCUCAUUGGA
Mus caroli (Ryukyu mouse) is the source of this 1483-nucleotide messenger RNA. It is a transcript of the gene Ccdc32, whose product is annotated as coiled-coil domain containing 32. NCBI's taxonomy places the organism in Eukaryota, Metazoa, Chordata, Mammalia, Rodentia, Muridae. Gene Ontology annotation, biological process: cilium organization. The record is from RefSeq and is a predicted model, not a curated record.